Molecule: messenger RNA, 2759 nt
Organism: Scatophagus argus
Lineage: Eukaryota; Metazoa; Chordata; Actinopteri; Scatophagidae
Product: tripartite motif-containing protein 16-like
Exons: 2
Coding region: 280-1962 (560 amino acids)
Molecular function (GO): protein binding; zinc ion binding
Source: RefSeq, a predicted model, not a curated record
AAAAAGUGAAACGUUUCCAAAUGUUCAGCAGCUUUUAACUGAGGCUUCAGUGUGAAGGAGGAGACAAAGUUCAGAUCCACAGAGCUGCUCCUCUUCCUGGAUUGAGUCAAAGCUCCAUAAGCCCUCCCUCUUCUCUCUGAUGUCAAACACUGCAGCUCCACUCUGUCCUCAUGUUUCCUUGUUCCCUCCCCUUCUCAUCUGCUGUGUAGCUCACAGAUCAAACUGCUUUCACUUUUGAGGAAAGUGAAAGUCAGACAGUCGUUGUCACUGAGAGGCGAAAUGGCGCAGAAAGGAGCUCAGCUGGACCGGGAAACCUUCUCUUGUUCCAUCUGUCUGGAUCUACUGAAGGAUCCGGUGACGAUUCCCUGUGGACACAGCUACUGUAUGAACUGUAUUAACAGCUUCUGGGAUGAAGACGAUGAGAAGACAAUCCACAGCUGCCCUCAGUGUAGGCAGACCUUCAUACCGAGGCCUGUCCUGGUGAAGAGCACCAUGUUAGCAGAUUUAGUGGAGCAGCUGAAGAAGACUGGACUCCAAGCUGCUCCUGCUGAUCACUGCUAUGCUGGACCUGAAGAUGUGGCCUGUGAUGUCUGCACUGGGAGAAAACUGAAAGCCCUCAAGUCCUGUCUGGUCUGUCUGGUCUCUUACUGUGACAAACACCUCCAGCCUCACUAUGAUGUGGCUCAGUUUAAGAAACACAAGCUGGUGGAGCCCACUGAGAAGCUCCAGGAGAACAUCUGCUCUCGUCAUGAUGAGGUGAUGAAGAUGUUCUGCCGUACUGAUCAGCAGUGUAUCUGUUAUCUCUGCUCUGUGGAUGAACAUAAAGGCCACGACACAGUGUCAGCUGCAGCAGAAAGGACUGAGAGGCAGAGAGAAGUCGAGGUGAGUCUACAAAACAUCCAGCAGAGAAUCCAGGACAGACAGAAAGACCUGAAGGUGCUUCAACAGGAGGUGGAGGCCAUCAGUCGCUCUGCUGAUAAAGCAGUGGAGGACAGUGAGAAGAUCUUCACUCAGCUGAUCCGUCUCAUGGAGAAAAGAAGCUCUGAUGUGAAGCAGCAGCUCAGAUCCCAGCAGCAAACUGAAGUGAGUCGAGUCUUGGAGCUUCAGGAGAAGCUGGAGCAGGAGAUCACUGAGCUGAAGAGGAAAGACGCUGAGCUGAAGAAGCUCUCACACACAGAGGAUCACACCCAGUUUCUACACAACUACCCCUCACUGUCAGCACUCAGUGAGUCCACACACUCAUCCAGCAUCAACAUCCGUCCUCUGAGACACUUUGAGGAUGUGACGGCUGUUGUGUCAGAGCUCAGAGACAAACUACAGGACGUCCUGAGGGACACAUGGACAAACAUCUCAGAGGCUGAAGUGGAUGUUUUACUGUCAGGACCAGAGCACAAGACCAGAGCUGACUUCUUAAAGUAUUCACAUGAGAUCACACUGGAUCCAAACACAGCACACACACUGCUGUUAUUAUCUGAGGGGAACAGAAAAGUCACAGGAAUGAAACAACGUCAGUCUUAUCCUGAUCACCCAGACAGAUUCACUGGCUGGCCUCAGGUCCUGAGCAGAGAGAGUCUGACUGGACGUUGUUACUGGGAGGUGGAGUGGACAGGGAGGAGAGUUUGUGUAGCAGUCGCAUACAAGAACAUCAGCAGAGCAGGGAGGUUGACUGAAUGUGUAUUUGGAUUCAAUGACAAAUCCUGGUCGUUAUGUUGUGACACAAACAGUUAUGUGUUUUGUUACAACAAUAUCAAAACUCGUGUCUCAGGUCCUCAGUCCUCCAGAGUAGGAGUGUACCUGGAUCACAGUGCAGGUAUUCUGUCCUUCUACAGCAUCUCUGAAACCAUGACUCUCCUCCACAGAGUCCAGACCACAUUCACUCAGCCUCUCCAUGCUGGACUUUGGAUUUUGGAUGUUGGAGCCACUGCUGAGUUGAUUAAACUGGAACAGACAGAAGUCAUUUGAGGUUCAGUGGGUUCAGUUCUGUGUUUUAACUCUUCAGCUUCUUUUGUCUUCAUGUUUGUUGCUGAGAGCUGAUUGUUGUGGCGUACUUUGACGUCUUCUCACUUGUUGUUCUGUAAAUGUCUGACCUUGUUUAGCUGCUUCUCCUUCCUGUGUCUGUUUGGCCAUGGAGGCUCUCACUGCUCACGCUGACUUUAGUUCAGCUGAACUGAUGAAGAAGCAAACGUCUCGGAGCUCUAAAUGUGUGUUUCAUCCCAUAAUUAUGACUUAAAGUGGGAAUAUUUGAAUUAUUUCUUAAUGUUUAUCUUUUAAUGAGAGAAACGGGCUUCCAUACUGUUCUCACCACCUUUUGAAUAAAUCUUUAUUUACAUUUACAUUCAUGUGAUUGACAGACCAAAUCAUGUUGUUGUUGUUGUUCUGACAGUGUGAUUAUCCUGAUGAUAAUCAAUAAGGAGCUCAUUGAUUAUGUCCUUGUGCACAGCUGAGAUUCUGCUCAAACAAACUGACUGUGUGGAUGAAGUGAAUCUGUACAUGAAAUCACUGAACAAGAGCCAUUUAACAGACUUUACUGAUGGGCCGUGUGAACAAACUGAAGGUUUCCAUCAUGAAUAAACACACAUGAACAAAGUCUUGUCUUCUUGUCUUCCUCCUGAAACACCACAGCCUUCAUGUUGAGAGAAGAAGAGCUUCUGUCGGUCCGUCUGUCCUUUCAGCAGCUUCGUCACAGAGAAACGAGCAGAGUUUUCUAUCACUUGUUGCUUCUGUCAAGCAGCACUUUGAUUUGGUCGAUAAAGAGGAUU